AGUUCUGGCGGGAAUAAGUUUCAGUGUAGCAGACUUUGUAACAAUGAGAUUUUAAUUUAUGUGUACGCCUAACUCUGAGUUAAUUAAGUAUAACUGCCAGACUUCUUUGACGUAGAUCAGUUAUUACAUAGUAGAAAAUUUUUUACUUACAGAAGUUAAUUUUACAAUUUCUAUAAGUUUGAAUAGAGUUAUAAUCCAGAAUUGUUUCGAGUUAUCGGACCAAUAACUUUUCGCUUGUAAUAUAAAUUAUACUACUACUAGGGUCUUGGCUCUAAUAGGCCUAGGCUCUUGGAGAUACUAAACUUUACUGAAUACUAUAUAGAUAUACGACAUUGGUACUUUUCUGACACAGUUUUGUUAUUCAGAAUGGGUAUUUUAUGUGUAUAAACAUUUUCUGUUUGAUGCUGAACAGCAAUGUUUAUUUUAUUGUCACCAAAUAUAUAUUUAUUUGUCGAAACUUAUAUUAUUCCACACUAUUUCGAAACUUAGUUACAAUAAAUUGUCAGUUUGGUAAUGAAUUUCACAUUACUAAUGAAAAUUGAAAACCAUUUAUAUGAAACCAGUGAUUAAACUGAGGUUUUAUAAAAUGUCUUGCACAUUCUAAUCAGAAGACAAGAAACGUAAACGUUUUGAAUCCUCAAGAGCUGGAAUGCCAAUUUAAUCUCUAUGAAACAAACUUUGCUGUAAAGAAAACAUGAAUACUGAAAGAGGAAAGUAUAGUUAAUUCGUUAACUAUAUAAAUAAUACAUAUAUAUGUUUUAAUCUUUUUUUUUUAUAGCUACUUUUCAAGCAUAUUUAAUUCAGUACAAGUUUUUAUUUAAUAUGAAUGUGAUGCUCAGAACCGAAUCUUGUAAUGUGGCCUGAAAUGUACAACGUUUUUGUUUUUUGCUCAUAAAGCUACUUGCCACUUUCUGUAUACAGUGUUACAUGUUGAAACUUGCUCAUAAAACCUUGUAUCAUUCCCCAUAUAAUUUCUUUGAACAUUAAGCUAAAUUAUGAUUUUUUUAAUUAUUUUCUGCCAUGUCCUGAACCAAUGGAUUUAGAUAAAUUAACAUGAAAUUCCUCCAUAUUUAUACAUGUAAGCCAUUGUUACUUAUGUUGUUUUCACUUUAUACUUGGAUUUCUGACUAUUUUAUGCAGGAUUUUUAUUUCCGAGGAUCUUUCAACAUCCUUGAAAAUUAAUGGGCACUUCAAAUUGUGGUAUAAGUGCUGUAGUUUUGUAGAAAGAGAAGAAACUAGAUGAGUAUUUUAUAAACCUGGGUUGGAAAAGGGUUUCUGAAUGUAGUUUGGAGUAGUGUGGAUAGUAAAUGGGACAGCCUAGAUGGAUCAAAUGGCCCUAUAUUAUCCCUUGGAAAUAGAACACAGCACAACCUAGAUGUAGUACAGUCACAUAAUGAUCAUCUCGCAAAAUGCCACAAGAAUUCCAAGUUCUAAGAUGUUUUAAUUGUGAAACCUUCCAAGUUCAUCUUGUGAAAAAAUCCUUCAAGUGGAAUUGCAAAAUGUGUGGUGAAAAACAGUCUAUCAAACAGGUGUAUGGAAAGGGAAGUGGAUUUGAUUGUCGCAAGCACGUACAGAAACUGAAUUCCCUAAAAGGCCAGCUAUUAGAGGAAACUAAGGAACUUCUUCACCUUACAGAAGCUAACUCUGAGGACUCUGAAUUGCAUGAUGAAAAACAGCUUAGGGCCAAUUCCUGUAGUGGCCAGUCCCAGAAAAGCAAGUGGGCAAUGUUUCUUGAUGACUGUACCCAAGAAAACAGUUCAGUUGGAGACAACACAGAAACCUUUAAGUGUGUAAUGCAUCAGAAAAAAGACGUUUUGUUAGAAAAAAAAUCAGCUAUUAACACUGACAGCUGCCAUGUUAUCACUAAGAGAUGGAAUGAAGAAUCUGUUUUUAAUCCAGCUAAGAAGAUGAAAUUAAGUAAAACAUCGAGCAGUGAAAUCACGAAUGUGUUGUCGCUAAUUCAAGAUGAUGAUGUUCAUUUUCCUGCACAUCCUAUUUAGAAAAAACAUCUAGCUUGAAUAGAACAUUUAAUAAUGACUCUUUGAAUGAUGAUUCAGGCCACUUUGAUAAAAUGCAUCUAACUUCAAAAGUAACAAGAAGUCAUGAUGAGGCUGUUCACAACUCUUGCAAUGUAUCUCAUUUAAAUAACUUCAAGUUGGAUGAAAAGAAAACCUCUGAAUAUACCAAACAGAAUAAAAAAACUCGGAUAAAGCCUUCUAAAUGGGGUAAAUUUUUAAUGUCCGAUGACCAAGAUGAUGAUGAUAUAUUUUCUUUUGAUCAAGACACUGGUUUUGUAACAACAUCAAGUAAUAAUUGGCUUUCCAGAGAUACAUCAAACAAGUGGUCAGUAAGUUUAUACAGUGAAGACAAGAAAACCUCUUCAGAUUCUAACCCUGAAAUUGUAAAGAGUAACUUUUCUCUAGAAUUUGACUUUUAGUUGAGUGACAGUUGUGAACUGAAUUUCUAACUUUGCUACAUGUAGUUUGAUAUUUAAUUUUGAUUGUCAUUAUUUAAUUAACUUGAAUAUUUUGCUAUGUUAUGCUAUUGUUAUUUUCACUGUAUAAAAGAAUAAACUAUACGUGUGCAACCAUAA
Limulus polyphemus (Atlantic horseshoe crab) is the source of this 2593-nucleotide messenger RNA. RefSeq names its product MRN complex-interacting protein-like. Gene Ontology annotation, cellular component: nucleus. Bases 1410 to 2000 code for a protein of 196 amino acids. Gene Ontology annotation, molecular function: chromatin binding. Gene Ontology annotation, biological process: mitotic G2 DNA damage checkpoint signaling. The transcript is spliced from 5 exons. The record is from RefSeq and is a predicted model, not a curated record. Lineage: Eukaryota; Metazoa; Arthropoda; Merostomata; Xiphosura; Limulidae.